Messenger RNA from Pseudo-nitzschia multistriata, 1485 nucleotides. NCBI's taxonomy places the organism in Eukaryota, Bacillariophyta, Bacillariophyceae, Bacillariales, Bacillariaceae. The record is from the annotation of a GenBank genome assembly.
CGGUGCAACAUUCCAGUCGAUGGGGAGGACUCCCGUGUGCAACUCUAGAGGAAGAUAUCCUCCUUAGUCAGAUGAGGAACGUCGCCUUGACCUUCGACGGGAUUGAUGCAAUUAUUUCGGUUCGGAAUGACAUAAUUAAGAUCCUCUUCCGUUAUUUCCUUUCCACUAAACCCAUCGGCGAACCACUCGACAAUGCCGUUCCAUACACUGUCCCACGCCAAUGUUGGCAUUAGUCGAGAGCGGGUGUUUCGGGACGCAUUGAGUGGACUCUCUGACGUAAUAUCAUGGGGGUAUUUUCCCAACACUCGACCUCCCCGUAGGCCACCUCCCAGGAUGAAAUAGUUUCCACCCCAACCGUGAUCGGCGCCUAGAUUGGAAUUUGGGGACAUAGUUCUGCCGAAUUCGGAAGACACUACAAUCACGACAUUAUCCCAGAUUCCGUCCAAUUUCAGCUGCUUCACUAAUCGUUCCAGGUUCCGGUUGACUGUGGGAAGCUUCUCUUUGAGUCCGGCCUUUGUAUUCUGGUGGUGAUCAAAGCCACCGAAUUCGAUAGUGAAGGUGUCACGGUCCGCCUUUCGAAAGGUUCGGGUUUUGAUCAUUUUGGCAAGCGUGUUGAAACUUCGUACCAGUUUGUCUUCGUCCUCGAUCGUAGCCCAAAUCGAUUCAUCGACACUCACUUUAUCAAAAUAUUCCGUUAAGCGCUCGCCAUCAUCGAUACCGCUAGUAAAUACUUUCGACCACGUGUCCCCAAAAAUACCAGAAAAGGCGUCUUGCUCGCCGUUCAAAUCGGCAGCAUAGCCCUCGAUGUCGAACCAUUCCUCUGAUCUUGUUACCUUCGGGAAGGUGAUUGGGCCGUCUCGGCCAACGACUGCCGUGGGGACCUCAAUAGCUGGAUUACCGGCAAGUGCGAUAGAAUUACCCUGGAUGCCGAUGGCGUUGACCCCGCUGUUGAAUUUGUCGUGCAAAAGGUCGGACAUCCUACCCAAAAUGCCGCUUCCUGGGAGAGUGUCAUAGGGAUCGGUCUUCUUCACUUCCUUUUGCAUAGCACUGUGACCAAACAGUCGAGUUUUUGUGACAGCAUCCCAGUUGUCUCGGUUCAUGUUAUUUUGGUUUACCACUCCAGUAUUUGCAAAGAACAAUAAAUCUCCGUCGUCGUAAAGUUCUUUGAUAAACGGCAGGUCCGGAUGGACGGCAAAUUCUUCGCAUGGUUGGUCCUCACCACCUGGUGUAAUGGUCAUAUCCAAUUCGUUUUUAUCGUAGGCCAAGACUCCCCGUACCUGUGAGUAUUGCACGUCAACCGUCGUUCCUUUCUCGUUUGUCCCACUACAGGACUUCGGUAUUAAGACACUGUGGCUAUCCAAUCCGCCAGCCAGCAUAAAGUGGACCACGGUCUUGUAUGUAACACCCGUAGGGUCUUUCUCUACRAAAGAUGGUCGCCUUUCGUUCGUUUUCCGCACCAACGAAUUGGUGCUAAAUUCCGGGGAA